AUGAAGACCUUCACGCUUUUCUCGGCCUUCCUGGCCACGGCCAUCGCUGCCCCAGCCACACUUGCGCCAAGUGAUAUCACACCACGCACAUUGGGCGUCCUCAAGGGUCUUGCCAAAUGUCCGGCAAACCCAGCUCAACCCGACGGGAAAUUACCAAAGGGAAGCAUAUCGACCUCAGCCCUGGUGCCCAUCAGCGCGAGAAACCCCGACAAGGCCUACCCAGCUACCGAAUGGGCGACCGUCACCCCAAAAGACAAAUGCACAAUCUUCAACCUCGAGCUCGACUCCGACGCCACCCAAGGCAAAAUCUGCAACCUCGUCUUCGACUUCCCUUCUCUCGUCCAAGCACCCGGUCUCUUCGUCUUCAAAGGACCUGGGCAUUUCACGUUCACUGGUUAUGCCAUCAACGCUGGUGCAGAGCCUGGUGUUACUACGUACAACAAGCAACCGGCUCCAGGCCCCAGUCCGCCCAACCCACCGCCAGUCCUGAAGCCAGGCAACAGCUACGUUAUCAACGGUGCGCCGUGUGGAAUACCGCCUGGUAUUGGCAAGGUGACUGUCAGUGGAGCAUUGUGUUCCGAAGACACGACGUUGACGUUCAAGCAAAGCGACUUGAUCUGUCCGUUGGGCUUUUACGUUGUGCUUACUGAUGACCCUAAUGCGGGAGGGCUCAAGAUGGAAGCGCACAACAACACAACAAUUGAACGUCUCAAGAACGCAACAUGGUACUUCUUCGAUCUCGACGACACUCUCCACGAAUUCCGCAAGUCAUCUUCCGCCGCCGUAGACGCGACACUCCGUCUCAUCCUAGAAAAUCACGCUCACCACGAACUUUCUUCCGGUGAGCCGCUCACAGUCGUCGAGCUGAAAGCGGAAUACCUCAAGAUCCUCAAAACCGGCACAUCUGCCGCAUUUGUGGAUGGGAAAUCAAGCCAUGAGUACCGCGCCGAGCGCUUUGAGGGUGUUAUGAAGAGUUUCGGUAUCGAUUGUACGGAGCAGCAGAUGCAGGUAUUGCUCGACACGUACGAAACUGCAAUUAUGCAGAAUCUGCAACUCAAGGAAGGCGCUAUAUCACUUCUUCGGACACUUAAACAACAAGGAAAGAGCAUAGCGAUCAUCACCGAAGGCCCUCAAGAUUCACAAGAACGUACCGUUGCUGCCUUGGGCUUAGAGCCCUAUUUCGACAGGCUCGUUACAACGAAUAAGCUUGGUGUCGCGAAGAUUGACGGCCUUUUUGGCAAGGCAUUGGAGAUGAUUGGUGUGGAGGGUGAGGAGGUGGUUAUGGUGGGUGACAGCUGGGAUAGGGAUGUUGUUCCUGCGAUGGAAGCGGAGAUCAAGUAUGCAAAGCAGAUGAAGGGCAUGUAA
Alternaria triticimaculans is the source of this 1365-nucleotide messenger RNA. RefSeq lists its product as uncharacterized. The record is from RefSeq and is a predicted model, not a curated record. Lineage: Eukaryota; Fungi; Ascomycota; Dothideomycetes; Pleosporales; Pleosporaceae. The transcript has 3 exons. Bases 1 to 1365 code for a protein of 454 amino acids.